Messenger RNA from Vitis vinifera (wine grape), 2001 nucleotides. RefSeq names its product cysteine-rich receptor-like protein kinase 44. The coding region runs from base 1 to 1929 and encodes 642 amino acids. Gene Ontology annotation, biological process: protein phosphorylation. The transcript is spliced from 7 exons. Gene Ontology annotation, molecular function: protein kinase activity; ATP binding. The record is from RefSeq and is a predicted model, not a curated record. NCBI's taxonomy places the organism in Eukaryota, Viridiplantae, Streptophyta, Magnoliopsida, Vitales, Vitaceae.
AUGGGCCGGUUUUGUAAUAUCCUCUUCUUCCUUUGUGCCGUCACCAUUCACCUUUCAAUCGGUACUGCUCAAGUGCGAUUCACUUUCAAAAAACAUGCGUGUGUAGCUUCGGGUAAUUACAGCGCCAACAGCACAUACUCCACUAGCCUUAACAUCGUCCUCUCUUCUCUGUCUGCUAAUGCUAGCCGCCCCGACCGGUUUUACAACACCACUGCCGGCCUGAGCCCUGAUGACAAGGUUUAUGGCAUCUUCCUAUGCAGAGGGGACACCAAACCCCAGCUAUGCCAAGAUUGUGUCAAGGCUGCCAGUGAGGACCUAGUAAAUCGGUGCCCAAACCAGAAAGAGGCAAUCAUAUGGUUUGAUGUGUGCAUGGUGCGGUACGCCAACCGUGCCAUAUUCUCCUACAUGGAACAAAGGCCUAGAGGGUCUGCACAGAGUCCAACUGCUAUCCGCUCAGACUCGGGUGAGUUUAAUAGGAUUUUGGGAGAUUUGAUGGACAGGCUGGUGACAAGAGCCGUCUCAGGAUCUCCUCAGGACAUGUUUGCUAUUGAAGAAGUGAAAGUAACAGAUUUCAGGAACUUGUAUGGAUUGGUGCAGUGCACUCCAGAUAUAUCUCAACAUUUCUGUAAUGUUUGCUUGAGAAAUGCAUUAGGUGAUAUUCCAACGUGCUGUGGCUGGAGGGAGGGUGGAAGAGUUCUUGCACCGAGUUGCACUAUAAGAUAUGAAUCAGGCCCCUUUUUCGAAACCAAUGGAACGACAGUGCCAUCGUCUCCUCCUGCGACUUCAUCUUCGCAGCCACCAACCAACCCAACCAUCGCUCCUGUUUCCUUUAGGAGUGCUGUUAAAAGGUGGAAUCGCAAAGAGAAAGUUGAAAGUAAGUUCAUAAAGCUUCUCACCGAAGAUGAUGAAAUUAUAAGUGUGGAAUCCUUACAAUUCAACUUUAAUACUAUUAAAGUUGCAACAAACAAUUUUUCAAAUGGUAAUACGCUUGGAAGGGGUGGAUUCGGUGAUGUUUACAAGGGAGUACUUUCAAAUGGACAAGAAAUAGCGGUGAAGAGGCUAUCAAAGAAAACUGAUCAAGGUGAACCAGAGUUUAAAAAUGAAGUUCUACUAUUGGCCAAACUUCAACAUAGGAAUUUGAUUAGACUCCUAGGUUUUUGCCUAGACGGAGAGGAGAGACUUCUCAUUUAUGAGUUCCUGCCCAAUUCAAGCCUUGAUCACUUCAUCUUUGAUCCUGCUAAUAGGGUAUGUUUGGACUGGGAGAGGCGUCAUAGAAUCAUAAAAGGCAUUGCACGUGGACUUCUAUACUUACAUGAAGAUUCUCGUCUUCGAAUAGUCCAUUGUGAUCUCAAAGCUAGCAACAUCCUUCUAGAUGAAGAUAUGAAUCCUAAAAUUUCAGAUUUUGGUAUGGCAAGGUUGUUUUCAAUGGAUGAAACUCAUGCUAAUGCGAGUCGAAUUGCAGGAACCUAUGGAUAUAUGGCUCCAGAAUAUGCACAUCAAGGCCACUUCUCUACUAAGUCGGAUGUAUAUAGUUUUGGCGUAUUAAUUCUAGAAAUUGUAAGUGGCCAAAAGAUUUGUUUUGAUAAUGGAGAGGAGUUAGAGCACCUUGUAACCUAUGCUUGGAGACAUUGGAAUGAAGGGAGGGUUGUAGAUAUUGUCGAUCCAAUUUUGGGGACUAAUUUAAGAAAUGAAAUAAUAAGAUGCCUUCACAUUGGGUUACUAUGUGUACAAGAAAGUGUAGCUAAUAGGCCAACAAUGGCAUUGAUUGUUUCCAUGCUCAACAGCUAUUAUCUCCCUCUUCCCAGUCCCUCACGACCUGGAUUUUUAAUGCAAAGUAGCACACAGAUAGCGGGGCAUAGUUCUCAAAUGAGAAUCUCAACCCACUUUACGGUGAAUGAAGUUUCAAUUACUGAUUUAUAUCCUCGAUAAAUUCCAAUUUGUGUAAGAUCAUUAGAUAUAUUGUAAUUAGUCAUCAUAUAUAUUGCAAUUAAUUGUAGAUAU